This is a messenger RNA of Ornithorhynchus anatinus (platypus), 5091 nucleotides long. RefSeq names its product WD repeat domain 11 (gene WDR11). The transcript has 29 exons. NCBI's taxonomy places the organism in Eukaryota, Metazoa, Chordata, Mammalia, Monotremata, Ornithorhynchidae. The coding region runs from base 88 to 3762 and encodes 1224 amino acids. Gene Ontology annotation, cellular component: cytoplasm. Gene Ontology annotation, molecular function: protein binding. The record is from RefSeq and is a predicted model, not a curated record.
UUCCUCCUCUCCCCCCUCUCCCCCCUCUCUUCUCUUCUCUCCUCUCCUCCUCCUCCUCUCCUCCCUCCCCUGGGUCGGGGCCCGGCCAUGCUGCCCUUCACGGUCAACAUCAAGCUGUCGGCGCGGACCCUGAGCGGGGCGCUGAGCGCCCACAACCGGGCGGCGGUGGACUGGGGCUGGCAAGGCUUAAUUGCUUACGGAUGUCAUUCGCUUGUACUGGUGAUCGAUUCCGGUACCGCCCAGACUCUUCAAGUACUGGAAAAACACAAAGCCAAUGUCGUCAAGGUUAAGUGGGCCAAAGAAAAUUACCAUCAUAAUGUCGGAUCGCCGUAUUCCUUACGCUUAGCAUCUGCCGACGUCAGUGGAAAGAUAAUCGUCUGGGAUGUAGCCACGGGAGUAGCUCGCUGUGAAAUUCAGGAACAUGCCAAACCUAUCCAAGACAUGCAGUGGUUAUGGACUCAAGAUGCUUCUCGGGAUUUACUACUCGCUAUUCAUCCACCGAAUUACAUCGCGCUGUGGAAUGCGGACACCGGCACCAAACUGUGGAAGAAGAGUUAUGCAGAAAACAUCCUUUCUUUCUCCUUCGACCCCUUUGAUCCGUCACAUUUAACCCUGCUCACCAGCGAGGGUAUCGUAUUCAUCUCUGACUUUUCACCCUCAAAAGCCCCUGCCAGCUCUGGGAAGAAAGUCUACAUCUCCAGUCCGCAUUCGAGCCCAGCUCACAGCAAGUUGACCGCAACCACGGGAGCCAAGAAGGCUCUCAAUAAAGUGAAAAUUCUCAUUACUCAAGAGAAGCCUAGUGCCGAAUCUGUGACUCUCAAUGACUGCCUUCAGCUCUCCUACCUGCCGUCCAAAAGAAACCACAUGCUGUUGCUCUAUCCUCGAGAAAUUUUGAUCCUCGAUUUGGAGGUGAACCAGACUGUCGGCGUGAUCGCUAUAGAAAGGACAGGAGUACCUUUUCUCCAGGUAAUCCCCUGCUUUCAACGGGAUGGACUGUUUUGCCUACAUGAAAAUGGCUGUAUAACUUUAAGAGUUCGCAGAUCUUACAGCGGUACAGCGGGUAUUCCAAAUGAGGAGCCUGAUACCGAUCCAGUUCAGGAGCUGACCUACGACCUCCGAAGCCAGUGCGAUGCGAUUAGGGUGACGAAAACCGUUCGGCCGUUCAGCAUGGUCUGCUGCCCCGUUAACGAAAACUCCGCCGCUCUCAUCGUGAGCGAUGGCCGAGUGAUGAUAUGGGAGCUGAAAUCUUCCGUUUCUACCCGGAACUCACGGAACAGUAGCUCAGGCGCAUCACCUUUGUAUUCCCCGGUGUCUUUCUGUGGGAUCCCUGUUGGAGCACUGCAGAAUAAGCUCCCAGACCUUUCCUUAGACAACAUGAUUGGACAAAGCACAAUUGCUGGUGAAGAGCCAUCGAAAGGUUCCCUCUUGCAGGAAGUGCACUUGAAAUUUCUGCUAACAGGACUCCUUUCCGGACUUCCCCUGCCUCCAUUCGCAAUUCGAAUGUGCCCACCUCUUACCACGAAGAACAUAAAGCUAUAUCAGCCUCUCCUUGCCGUCGGCACGAGCAAUGGGUCUGUUUUAGUGUAUCAUCUUACCAGUGGAUUAUUACACAAGGAAUUAAGUAUUCAUUCCUGUGAAGUCAAGGGCAUCGAGUGGACAAGUUUGACAGGUUUUCUCUCUUUUGCUACAUCGACACCCAAUAAUUUGGGGUUAGUGAGAAAUGAACUACAGCUGGUUGACCUUCCGACAGGGAGGAGCACUGCGUUCCGUGGUGAAAGAGGUAACGACGAACCGGCUAUCGAAAUGAUUAAAGUGUCUCAUUUGAAGCAGUACUUGGCUGUCGUAUUCAAAGAUAAACCACUGGAACUGUGGGAUAUCAGGACCUGCACUCUUCUGAGAGAAAUGUCAAAAAAUUUUCCCAGUAUAACUGCUUUGGAAUGGUCACCGUCACACAACCUGAAGAGCCUGAGAAAGAAACAGCUGGCCGCCCGAGAAGCCAUGGCCCGACAAACUGUGGUCUCUGAUACAGAGCUCGGCGUAGAAUCUUCGGUUAUAAGCUUGCUGCAGGAAGCGGAGAGUAAAUCCGAGCUGAGCCAGAACAUCUCCGCUCGAGAACAUUUUGUCUUCACCGAUACCGACGGACAAGUUUAUCAUCUCACAGUGGAAGGGAACUCUGUGAAGGAUAGUGCCCGGAUCCCACCUGACGGGAGCAUGGGAAGUAUCACAUGUAUUGCCUGGAAAGGCGAUACGUUAGUUCUUGGUGAUGUGGAUGGAAAUUUAAACUUUUGGGAUUUGAAAGCCAGAGUAUCCAGAGGGAUCCCCACUCACCGGAGCUGGGUCAGGAAGAUCCGCUUUGCUCCCGGAAAAGGGAAUCAGAAACUGAUAGCCAUGUACAACGACGGAGCAGAAGUUUGGGAUACUAAAGAGGUCCAAAUGGUGAGCAGUUUAAGAAGCGGAAGAAACGUCACCUUCCGAAUACUGGACGUGGAUUGGUGUACCUCUGAUAAAGUGAUCCUGGCGUCAGAUGACGGGUGCAUCCGAGUCUUAGAGAUGUCUAUGAAGUCGGCUUGUUUCAGAAUGGAUGAGCAGGAAUUAACAGAGCCGGUGUGGUGUCCGUAUCUGCUCGUUCCCAAGGCCUCCUUAGCCUUAAAAGCAUUCCUGUUACACCAGCCGUGGAACGGCAGAUAUUCUCUGGACAUCGCGGAUGUUGACUAUCCGGAGAACGAAGAUACAACACACAUGCUUCAAGAGCAGUUGAAUGCGCUGUCUAAUGACAUCAAAAGACUCUUACUCGACCCGGAAUUUACAGUCUUGCAGCGAUGUCUCCUCGUCGCAAGGCUGUUCGGCGAUGAGUCGGAACUGCAUUUCUGGACCGUCGCUGCCCACUAUUUGCAUAGCUUUUCCCAGGAAAGACCGCCGAGCACGAAAGCCACGGAUGAUGUCGUUACUCCUCAGGAGAGAUUGGCCGACCCUCUGGAUAUAUGUUACGACAUUCUCUGUGAAAAUUCCUACUUCCAGAAAUUUCAGCUGGAAAGGGUGAAUUUGCAAGAGGGGAAACGGUCGACCUACGACCAUACGCGGAAAUGUGCCGACCAGCUCCUCCUCUUGGGCCAGACCGACAGAGCCGUGCAGUUGCUGCUGGAGACAAGUCCGGAGAAUCAGCAUUAUUACUGCGACUCCCUGAAGGCCUGCUUAGUGACGACAGUCACCUCCUCCGGCCCUUCCCAGAGCACCAUCAAGCUGGUGGCCACCAAUAUGAUAGCCAAUGGCAAAUUGGCAGAGGGAGUCCAGUUGCUCUGCCUGAUAGAUAAAGCUGCCGAUGCCUGUCGGUAUUUGCAGACGUACGGUGAAUGGAAUCGUGCGGCGUGGCUUGCCAAGGUACGUUUAAAUUCAGAGGAAUGUGCGGACGUUUUGAAACGGUGGGUCGAUCACCUUUGCUCUCCGCAAGUCAACCAGAAGUCAAAGGCCAUCCUUGUCCUUCUGUCUCUGGGCUGUUUCCUGAGAGUGGCAGAGAUGCUCCACAGCAUGAGGUAUUUCGAUAGAGCCGCUUUAUUUGUCGAAGCCUGUCUGAAGUAUGGAACGAUCGAGGAGAACGAAGAUACGAAUAAACUGAUCCAUGUUAUCUAUGCAGAUUAUGCCCGGAGCCUGAAGGUGUUGGGUUUUAAGCGGGGGACGGUUCUUUUUGCCCAGAAAGCAGGAGCAGCUGGUAAAGAGUUACUGACCGAGCCGGAACGAACCAAGGAGGAAGCAACGGUGGAAUGACAAGGUGUUAAUGCGGACCGUAAAAAUCCCACAUUCCCAUCAGUGAGGGGUCAAGGGAUAGAUUGAUCUGGCUGUCAGCGUGUCGUAUCUCACAGAUUAUUGAGAUUCCAUUGUAGCAAAACGUUUUCUGUUUCCUUGCCGUUUCCAGUGAGCACGCGGUACGUUUUCCCUUCUUUAUAGGUAUACGCGGAGAACGUGAACAUUUAAUACUUUUCAGAAACACGUGCUUUACUGGGUACUUCUCUUGAUAUAGACCCUCAAGUUUUUUUGUUUUUUUGGUGGUGGGGAAGGGGGCAGAAUUUAUAUCUCGCUUCGGAAUACAGAAAAAAAACUCACUGUUUCCAGUGCUUUUUUUUUUUUUAAUUUAAAAGACAAAACAUAGUUUCUGGCACCUGAGAGAUUAAAGGGAGUGUGAGAUUUUUGAAAGGCAAAGCAGCAUAUGGAAUGGGGAUUUCACCUUGGUGCUCUGGAUGUUUUGUAGUCGUAUAUAAUGCUGUCAGUAGGCUACCCGGAGAAAAUUGCCGGGGAAUAAAUGCGGUCCACUGAGACAUUCUUUACUGCUUUGGUCCUGCAAACUCAUCAGCCUUGUGAUUUUUUUUCAUCCUCACCUUGUAAUUCCCUUGAUUAGAAUCAGAUUUUCCGAGGCUCUGAUUGGUUAAGAGCUCAGCUUCGUGUCGGAAGUUAAAAUCCAGUUCAUCACUUUGAACACCCGAAGCACUUUUGAAGUUGUCUUUCUCCUUUUCCUAUUUAUGAAAUGUUUUCUUUGGGCAUUAAAAUAAUUUCAUUUUAAAAACCAUCCCUUUAAAAAUCAUUCCUUUGUCGUCUUUAAAUAUCUGUUUUCCCUUUUGCGCCGAAUGCUUUAUUUAAUAGUGUAAUCACCUGAAUUAGACCGAAUUAGACUCACGCCUUUGACAUCAAGUAAGAGGUUUAUUUUAAAAGAAAAAUAUCUCCUGUGCAUUAAGAUGUUAAUGGAACGCCCAUCAAAACAGCUUGCAAAAUUUCUUUUGACAUUCUUCGUUCGCUUUUGAUUAUUUUAACUCAAUUCCUAUUGACGCUGGUAUCGCUACUUAGAAGAAGAUGAUUGUGGAGAAAUGUAAUAUUCAUAGAGUCAUAUUCCAUUUGCUUUAAAUCAACAUCGCUCUUCCGCAACAAAGAAAUGGAAUUUGCAGUACCUAAAUGUGUUUAGAAUUACUGGUAACUUUGUUUCAAGUCGAACGGAUGAUGUUCCUACACGGCUUUACCGAAUCACUCUCCUAAAUGUAUUUGAGGUUGUAAAUUCGUGAUGUUCUUUUCCAAUUAAAAAUGUGACCGAUAUGCAGAAAACCGUAA